AUUUUUUUUCAUGGCUAUCCAAAUCAGCCAUAAGAGAGGAAAAUAUAAAACGAAUCAAAUAUGGAAAAUCCAUUAGCGCGGUUCGAUGAGCACUUGUCUUAAACUUCCAAAUUUCUCAGCACCGGUGAAGAAGGAGGAGUUUGAUUUGCAUGAAUGAACUCAGGUGCCUGCUAUUUUGUGAAAUGAUAUUGGCAAGAAAGUUACCUUUUGAAGUUGGGCAACUGGUAGAAUCCCGUUGCUUUCUCAUUGGUUAUCGGGGUGCUUGGUUCCGAUGUAAGAUAAAGGACAUUGGCUGGAGAAUGGGGAGUCUGUCAUAUGAAUUGGAGUUUGUGGACUUUCCUGACGAAGAAUUAAAAUGGACAAAGCCAUUUCAAAAACCACCUGCAGCCUUUGGUAUCCCAUCAACUGGGCCAAAAGGGCAGUUGAUGGUGCGUCCUCAGUUUCCACAAGUUUAUCGUGAAAAACAAUUAUCUGAUGUUUGUACCAAUUCUCAGCUAGAGGUGACUGUUGUUGUGAAUGAUGUCUGGAAGGUUGGGGAUUUAGUUGAUUGGUGGAAGGAUAAUUGUUAUUGGUCUGGCAAAAUAAUUGCCAUAUUGGGUGAUGAGGAGGUCAAGGUAGAGCUGCUCCCGCCACCAUUUGGUGAAGGAUUGGCUUAUCGUGCCUCCUCCAAGGAUUUGCGGCCAUCCUUAGACUGGUCUCCUGAAUCUGGUUGGAUGGUCCCUAAUAUGAAGAUGAAUGGAAGUACUCAAUGUGCUCGGGUGAUCAACAAUGGAAGUGUAGAUUUGGGAGCCCAGAACGUGAGUGUGGGAUAUGAAAGUGAGCCUCCAGCUGGAAAAUCAAGUCCGUCAUUAGCAUUACAGACUAGUCCAAUGCAGCCGUCAAGAGGGUUGAAGCGAUCGCUCAGCAACAAGGCAUCAAAUGAGAAACACGAACACACUGAGUCAAACCGUGUAAAUUGUACGUUGGAGAAUGACUCGAGUUUUCCAGCUGUAAAGCUAGAUGCAGCAACUGAAGUUGGAGGAACAAGAAGUGAUGUGGUUGGAUGUAAUGAUGGUCAGUUUGUAGAGACAACGGUGCCCGAUGUCAGUUUGAAUUCGACGAGCCAUGGUUCAUUAGAAGAUGCUAUUUUGGACUUGGAAGAGCUGAUAAACAGGAUUAAAUGGAUCAAACAAAUUUUAGAUGGUGGAAUGGGUUUGCCAAAUGAUUCAGAAUCUUCAUGGGAAUUUGUGGAACACCGAUCCUCAUCUACACCAAAAUGAAGGCAUAUCCCAAAGCCGGUAUUUUUUAUUUUAUUACAUCAGCACUCCGUUGAUUGAAUGGUUUAAAAAGCUUAGGCUUUAACUCGGAAUUGCAACAUUAUCUUUAGUAUAUGGUGGAAUUUUUAUUUGUUUAUUUUUAUUAAUAUUUAAAUUGAACCAAAUUUAACUCA
Cucumis melo (muskmelon) is the source of this 1429-nucleotide messenger RNA. RefSeq lists its product as uncharacterized. Bases 150 to 1259 code for a protein of 369 amino acids. The record is from RefSeq and is a predicted model, not a curated record. The transcript has 7 exons. Lineage: Eukaryota; Viridiplantae; Streptophyta; Magnoliopsida; Cucurbitales; Cucurbitaceae.